This is a messenger RNA of Hyla sarda, 2024 nucleotides long. RefSeq names its product B9 domain containing 2 (gene B9D2). Gene Ontology annotation, biological process: cilium assembly. Gene Ontology annotation, cellular component: MKS complex. Bases 126 to 653 code for a protein of 175 amino acids. Lineage: Eukaryota; Metazoa; Chordata; Amphibia; Anura; Hylidae. The record is from RefSeq and is a predicted model, not a curated record. The transcript is spliced from 4 exons.
UACGAAGCGGGCGACUUCCCUUGUUGCCUAGCAACAGCAGAACCUCUACCGUCGCGAUCUACACGGCGGACAAACCUGGCAGUGUGAACGGGAGCGUGGGGGACACGUAGGCGCUUCCUACUCAGAUGGCGGAGGUCCACAUCAUUGGACAGAUCGUUGGUGCCAGCAGCUUUCCACAACACAGCUUAUUUUGUAAAUGGGGGGUACACACAGGGGGAGCCUGGAAGUUGCUCUCAGGAACUGUGGAAGGUCAGACGCAGGUGGACAAUCCUCAGAAUGAAGACAUGGCUUUCUGGUCACACCCUAUUGACAUACAUUUUGCAACCAAGGGAUUGCAAGGUUGGCCUAAGCUACAUCUUCAGGUUUGGCAUCAAGACUCUUUUGGUCGGAAUGAGCUGUAUGGAUACAGCUUCCUGCACAUCCCUUCUACUCCAGGAACACACACAUUGCUCAGCCCCACAUGGAGACCCCUGGGGACCUGGCAGGAGCAGAUUUCCCAAAUGUUUGUAGGGGGCGGACCACAGCUGAAGUCACCGAAUCUUAUUUAUGGAGGAGCUGACCGCUACCGUCUACAGACCACAGCCAUGGGCCAGGUACACCUGGAGCUUACUGUCAUACUCAGGAACUUUGAUCGAUUUGGGGUGGAAUGCUAAUUUUACAAUACGUAGUAUAACACCACCGCGGUGACUUCAGAAGGCCAAGGAUCUGAUACAAGAUUAUCCAUCAGCAGAGGCCUAAAGUUUUGUUUUUCCGUGUGUGUGUGUGAACACCUUCUCGCCUCCCUAAAUGUAUAGCAUCAAGCCCUGGUAUGAUGUUUGCACUUUUUAUCUAUGGACUACACAGUCUGGGUAUUUUUUAUCAUAUAGACCCCUGAACUGGCUGGAAAAAGUUAUACCUAUAUCAGGAGGGCCUGUCUUUGUUUUAUAUGUUCACCCCCAAUGGUGCAUGGACCGGACAUGGACUCGUCCCACACAUAUGAAGAAGAGAAAUGGAUCUCCAGCGCCAGACUCGUGAUUAGAACCUUUAUUGAGUUGUCAUCGGAAACAUCACACAGACUUUAGUAACGUGACGCAUUUCAACCUCAAGGAGGACUUAGUCAUACACCUGUUACACGCACAUGGAUCCCUUAUAUAUGGAAGGGGGAAGUGACGUGCAUGGGAACCACCAGCGAUACAUCACCGCACACCUCCACAUACAAUAACAUAUACUUAAUAAAAACAUAUGUAAUACAAAUAUAGUAAAAAAGCACAUAAAAGUAUAAAAGCAGAUCUCCUAGGACUUGCUAUCAUGACAUGGUAUGAUAUAUUUAAUCUGUCACAUACAAAUGUAAUAAUUGUAUAUAAUAACAUAGACAGACACCAAACUCAUGUGAGCAAGAAACAACAGAAGAUCAGCGGGGAAUUUUUGCGACACCAUCUAAAUGCAAUAUGGUAUAAAUGUAAGUCCAAGCUGGGACCAUCCACUGUAGUCGACACAAAAAUAUACAAAGAGUUAUCAGAAUAGAAAAAGAGAGAACAGAGAAACAAAGGGAAAAACAAUAAUUACAACCAGAGAGCUAAGCAGGGUUCAAUAAUGCAAAAUUGUAUCUAACCUCCUGUUCAGACCAUGUGGUUGGUACUCGCAUGUUUAAUUUUAGGAUAAAAAAAGAUCUUGCGAUCCAAAACCUCCUGCUUCAUACUCCCUCUUCUCGGUGGCACUAACACCCUUUCAAUUCCCUGCAGCAUGAGGCACGAGGUGUCACCUGCUUGGACCUUUGCACAAUUUUUUGGAACCAUAGAUAUGCUUCCAUAUAUAAGGGAUCCAUGUGCGUGUAACAGGUGUAUGACUAAGGCCUCCGUGAGGCCGAAACGCGUCACAUUACCGAAGUCUGUGUGAUGUUUCCGAUUUCAACUCAGCAAAAGGUUCUAAUCACGAGUCUGGCGCUGGACAUCCAUUUCUUUUCUGCAUUCAGAUUUUAUACUGAUUUUUUUUAUACAUUUUUAAUUUUUCAAUAACUUUUUUGUACAGUAUUUAAAUAAAUUGUA